Molecule: messenger RNA, 720 nt
Organism: Toxorhynchites rutilus septentrionalis
Lineage: Eukaryota; Metazoa; Arthropoda; Insecta; Diptera; Culicidae
Product: zinc finger protein 665-like
Exons: 4
Coding region: 1-720 (239 amino acids)
Source: RefSeq, a predicted model, not a curated record
AUGCUUCUCACUAUUCAAACGAUGCAAGAAACGAAGAAGAAGGAGCGGAGAACUGAAACGAUCAAGAAACGUAAAAGUAGACUGAAGGAAAAUGUGAAAAAUAGCAGUAGUAACAGCGAAGACGAAUCAGUUAGCUUUGUUCCCGAAUCCAAAGAGGAAGUCCAAGAUGAGCAAGAAAUCGCAAUUGAUUCGAUUGAUGUUGAUUUCAAGAUCAAAGGGGAUGUUCCAAGCGAUGAUGAAGUGACCAGUCUUCAAAAGGCGAAAGAUGAUAAGGAACAGAGUGACGUUCAAUUAUCAGGGAAUGAAUGUUUUCAUCAAAAGAAGCAAUCCGCCGAAUUUGAGGAUGAAUCUCACAAAGAUGACCAACAAUUAGAACCGCAACCUACCGAAGUUGUGCUGGGCGAUGAACAACCAAAGCUAAAACCAAGAGGAGAACGACUCUAUCUCUGCGAUAGCUGUCCAAAGUCCUUCGGAGACGCAGCAUCGUUGAAAAUGCACGUCGUUAUUCACACCGGUGAGAAGCCAUUCCAAUGCAGCGAGUGUCAUGCGCGAUUCGCUCGAAAAAGUGGUCUCCGAAACUACAUUAUGGUUCACUUCAAUGUUCCCUGUGAUGAGUGCGACCAAAAGUUCCCAUCACGUAAAACGCUGAUGCGUCAUAAGAUCAAGCACCAGGGAUUUCGGCCGUUCCUUUGUGAAAUCGUUUCUGAAGGGAAUGUGUGA